Lethenteron reissneri (Far Eastern brook lamprey) is the source of this 4958-nucleotide messenger RNA. RefSeq names its product LY6/PLAUR domain containing 1 (gene LYPD1). Lineage: Eukaryota; Metazoa; Chordata; Hyperoartia; Petromyzontiformes; Petromyzontidae. The record is from RefSeq and is a predicted model, not a curated record. Gene Ontology annotation, molecular function: acetylcholine receptor inhibitor activity. Gene Ontology annotation, biological process: acetylcholine receptor signaling pathway.
CCUAUUUGUCCGCACACUUAUCUGGGAUCUUGCCGUGGGGCGGCAAGAACCACCGAGUCGGCAGCAGGCGCACACGCAGGGCGCACUCUCCCCGCGCGGGCGUGUCACCGAGAGGAGGAGGAGGAAGAGUCGUCUCCACCACCCCGCCGCCCACCCGCGCUUUGAUUUGCGCGGCGACCGCUCUCGCCGGGAGGACGGCGCGGCGGCUGCGCGACACGCGGCAAGGGGCGGGGAGGUCGCGCUCCGCGGCGCGCACCUCGUGCUCGAAGCGCCGCGCGGUCCGCUGUGCGGCGCGCGCCGGUGGCGGUCGACGCCGCUGCUCCCGCCGCGCACUUCAUAGCCGAGGCAGCGGCAGCCGCGAGGCAGCAGCGCGCAAUGAGCAGCAGAGCGGUGCGGAGAGAGCGCACGCCUGGGCUAUAGCACCACCACCCCCCUCCCCCUCCUCCUCCUCUCUCUGCCUGGGUGCCUCUCGCCCUGCCGCUAAACGUGCGCGCGCUGCUGUGGAGACCUGGGACCGACCCCCGUGCGUCCAGCCCCUUACCUGGGGCUGAGCGAAGCUUGGAGAGGGCGAGCGAGCGAGCGAGCGAGCGAGGGGCGAGAGGUCAGAGACCGAGACUCUCAAACAUCGCCUGGGCAGCGGCGCCAGCGACUCCCCCGCGUGGCUCCGGCGUGAUCCGCGUGGCUCCCCCCCCCCUCCCGAGCGCAUGAGUCAAGACGCGGGCACGGCCAUAAGAUGCGGGUUCCGCUGUGCGCAUUGGCCCUACUCUGCCUGCUGAGCACAGGGUCUUGGCGAACGCGAUGACGCGCGGCUCCUGGAGGGCGCCUCACGCCGCGAGGGCUCGAGCCGGGUGCCCUGGCCCACAUCUUGGGAGGAGUUUGCAGAUCCAGUGCUACCAGUGCGAGGAGUUUCAUCUCAGCGACUGCUCGGCGCCCGAGAACAUCGCCAACUGCACCGUGAACGUGCAGAACGUGUGCCAGAAGGAGGUGAUGGUCAGAAGCAACGGCACGUUCUACCGCAAGUCGUGCGCGUCGUCGGCCGCGUGCCUCAUCGCCUCGGCGGGCUACCAGACGUUCUGCGUGCCGGGCCGCAUGGGCUCCGUGUGCAUCAGCUGCUGCGGCACGGCGCUCUGCAACGGGCCCAGGCCGGCGCGCCGCCGCAACUCGGCCUGGCGCUCGGCCCCCCCGCCCGGCGCCGUCGCGGUGCUGCUCCUGCAGCUGCUGCUGCUGCAGGAGCAGCUGCAGCUGCUGCCCGUCCUGCUGCCGCUGCUGCCGUCGCCGCCGCUGCCGCGCCUCUAGCAGGGACGCACGCGGCUCGUGGACGCGCGCGGAUCGCGAAGCGCACGUGGUCACGCUCUCUUCGGGGGAGCGGUGGCCAAAUGGUUCCUUGGACUGUGCUUCGCACCUGGUGAUCAGAGUUCGAUCUUCGGCCACGGCUCACGUCAGUGGCAAGUGAAGGAAGAACCUGCCCUAGGUCAACUCAGCUUGACAGAAUUGCCUGGUGAAGCGUGCAUACAACGGCACUAGGAAGACAAAGGUGGCUGGGCAUUGUCCUGGCCACACCACCCCACCGCGCGCUGUGUUGGCCUUAAUAGGUGCUCGCUAACAGCACUUCCCCCAAUGGGAUCUUUGUGUGUGUGUAUGCAUUGUACAACUCUAAAAUGCUGGUGCCAGUUUUGUUCAUGUUGUCAAAUGUGGCCUCCAAACAAUAUUUCAGAUCAUGAAUUUCCCUGUCCCCUCUUUGUUCUGAAGGACGGCCACAAACUGAAAUGUUAGCCUGAGCAUAUUAUAUAUUUUUGUCUUAUGAGGCAGACGGUGGUGAGAUAUUUUUGAUUUGUGUGUACAUAUAUAUACCCAUAUGCAUUUAGGCCACUGUGCUGAGGUCGUGAGUCCCAGGACUCAAUUCCUGUCUAUUCACAACGAGUUUUGAACUGAACUUGGCGUCGACCCCCCCCCUAGAUCAACUCAGCCUAAAAUCAGUACCUGGUGCGACGUUUGAAAAACAUAGAUGUCAGGACAGGGGAGGUAGAGGUGGCCGGACAAUGUGUGAUAUCAGCCUCACCACCCCAUGGUGUGGCUCGCCUCAAUGGUCGCUCAGGCCUAUCGGUCUACAAGGGUCAACGCCUCUGUCCUAGGUAAAAUGUAAAUGCACGUGGCAUGUAUGUAGCAACAUUGCACAUACACGCACACGUGUGCACGGUUGCAGAGGCGCUUCUCUGCCAUGUAAAGUUAACCGGCAAUAGGCAGCUGCAUAUAUAGCGGCUGCCAAUAGGUUCGCUAUUAAACAUUCUGCCAUACUCCAAUAUACACCACAGUUAAACGGUGAUAUAUAAAUACAAUUAUACUUUUAAAACCUAUCUACAAAUACUAACAUACAUACAGGGAAUGCUGAGGAUACUAUGGUAAAAUAGGGUAAGUAACUUGGAAGUAUGGGAUAGAGUAUGGAAGGAAGGUGCGGUAGAUGUCAUUGGGAAGUGGAGGUUGCGAUGGGUGGGACACGGCUUGCGUACGGGUGGAAGAGGGGGGGGGGCAGGUUACGGAGGCAGGCAUUGGAGUGACGCCCGCAGGUGGCCGAUCACGGGGAAGCCCUGCAGCCCGACGGUGUUGACGGUGUAGUAAGCUGUGUCGACUGCGCAAGAAGGCAAGUUCGUGCGUGCGGGUGACGGUGAUGAGACGGCGAACUUCAAGGUUGGGUGUCAACUCUGCAACAACCGCAGGAUCGAUCAGAAAUGGGAAGCGAUGGCCUGAUGCGGUGGCAUCAACGACACUGAUGACCUCUUGACCUUGGACAGACUUGACCACUUGCUCUGCUCGGUAUUAUUAUUAUGAGAAGUAAAUAUAUUUAGAGAUGUAUUUACUUGUAUAUUUUUGAACUGUGGAAACCUCGUGGGUGACGCAUGACUACAUCUGCUUAGGAUUCGCCGGUUCGAAUCCAGCCCAUAGCUCCGUCAAAUGGCAAAACAGAGAAGCUAACGAAAAUUGAAAGGGCCCUACCUGGCCACGAUUGGAGGGGACAAAAAAAAUCUUCAUUGGUGAAGCAGUAUCCAACCAAACUCUAUCCCCACCCCUAACCUUACACUAGCCCUGGCACUAGCCCAUUGGUAAUCCUAACACUCACCCAACCCCUGGCACGUCAUUCUUCCCCUUUUGUUCGCAAUCCCAUCGGAGCGGACCUCGAAAGUGACGCUAUGUGUGUGUAAUCGCUGUGCAUUGUCCACUGAGGGAUUUUGGCAGGCGAUAGACUCGUAGACAAUCUUGUGUUGCGCUCACGGAUGAUCCUUCUGUAGCAAUCUGCGGCAAGACAAUGCGUGUCAUGUGAAUGCUAAUAUUAAUGUUUUUCACUCUGUGGGCACUUUUUAAGCGGCUGGCGCCGUCAUCCCACCAUCAACAUUGGCUCGCCAACGGCAUUCAUAGUGGCCGCUCAAUUAAUGGUCAAAUAGCCACGCAUAUGAGAUGACGUCGCUCCUGGCAUACUCACACACCGACCCACGCGCUCGACUGACUCUCGCCUCAAUCAAGAUCGAGGAAUUCCGAUCGCCGUCAGGGUCGGAGGGGGGGGGGGGAGAAGGAACCAGCAGCCACUGGAAGAGCCCGGUGCCACGUGACCCACGUGAAGAACGCAACGCCACAGCACUUCGCAGGAGAGGCCAUGCGGUCGCAAGCGCCGUCAUUCCGGAUUUCCGAAAUUCGGUAGCUACGCGCGCUCCCACCAUUCGGUGCUGAGUGUCGGAGACAAUUGGGUUGGUUUUGGUGCAAUAUGAAAAACAACAAUCCCUAGGUUUGCAUCGGGCUUCAUGUAUGUGCAGGACACACCUGCAUGCACAGCCUGGGUGUCGUGUUGCCCACUCACAACGCGGAAAGACAUUUCGCCAUUCUGCUUCGACGGCGUUCCCUCCAGCGUCCGUAGUCACAACGCGCGGCCCGCGAGAGCAGCGUCCGCGUGUCGCGGUGUGAACGGCGACUCGGUGGCCUGGCACUGAUUCAUUUUUUGUUUGCGGGGAUGACCAAAGCACGCCACCCGCCCACUGUGAAGCAGACGUUAAAGAACCGAUGAUGGCAUCAUUCACAAACGUAGACCAUCAUGUGCCUGUGCCGUUGUCCAAAUGGAAAUUAUAUUUAUAAAUUGCAGAGCUUGCAAUUACAAUAUUUCAAUAACUGCCUCUGAGUGACUGCAGUAGCCAAGAUUUUGUUUUUGUAACAGAGGUAUUGUCGGGUUGGUUUCGCAUGGUUAACCAACGGUGAUGAUGAUGUUGGUGGUGGUGAUUCCCGCAAAAGCUGAAGGAUAUUGAUUUGUAUUUUACCGAGGGACACCGAUCCGAUAUCUCGCACACCCCCACUGCCACGUCUCCACUGCCACCGGCAAACAGAGCCGUGCCCACCGUGUUAAGGGGAGUCAAUGCGUCACGCUGCAAUGGAGCCACGCGAUUAGACCCAGCAAGGCCACGGGUGGACCGAGCCCACUUGCACCAAUUCCGCGAAAAUCGGCCUCGCUCUGCCCCGGUGGUCAUGGGGACGUGGUAUCAGAUUUCAAAGAACAGACCAGGAGGAGCAUUUGUGUGAGAGGGCACUUGAUGUGUGGUUGAACCUGGCACCAAUCCACGCUUCACUUAGCUUCAUGGUUCAUGGUCAAACCUGUCCGGGACAGAGCUAUAGCAAGACAAUACUAAUGAUAAUAAUACCUGUAUACGUCUCUGUGUGUGGUGGAUGAGAGUGCAGAGUUUUGGCCCUUUGAAGUGCAAUGCCUGCCUCGCGGCCAAACUUCAUCGUUUAAUUUUUGACGGUGAGGCCGCUGCGGGCAACACCACCACCACCCAGACCAACGUUUGCCUACGACUCGCCAACACUCGAGCAUUGAAUGGAAAAAAUAAACCCCCUCCACCACUACCCCCACCACCUUCACGAUGCUUUGUCUGUGUGUGAUUUUUAUUUGCACACCCACCGCGCCAUUAACACCGCACCGU